AUGUUUCAACGUCUGUUGAUACCCUGUGCUGUGUCCAAGGCCCAAUGGAAUACCUCAAACCCGAAAUUUCAGCCAUCGCCAGGAGCUAUCGGACAAGAUACUCUGCUAGGGAUCAUUGUUUCAGCUAUUGUUGGAGUCCCACUUCUUUUCCUGGCAAGCAGAGUCUACCAGAUCCGAAAGCUGCGAGCACUUGAACAGCGGUACGGAUGCGAGAAACUUCCAGAUGAACGCGAUGUUUUUCGAUACGAUCUCUUCGGCAUCGCGAAAGCAAUAGAGCUGGCCUUUCAUUUCCGGCAGCGAACGUCGCUUUCGUACACAAAUUCACUGUUUCAGAGAUAUGGCGAAACGUAUGCCUCUAAUGUCAUCGGCUCCCGCAUGAUUCUCACUUGCAGUGCAGCCAACAUAAAGCAUAUGUUAUCCACUGGAUUUGCCGAUUUUGAUAGUUCAGCGCUGCGAAAACCCUUGUUUGAGCCAAUUACUCCACAUGGCAUUUUCACCCUCGACGGUGCAGACUGGAAGAAAAGCCGGGAGAAGAUGCGGAAUCGGCUGUCUAACCUCCGCAAGAUCAUUGACUUGGACCUGUGUGAACAGCACUUCCGGGUUUUCCUUCAGCAUGUCCCGCCAAAUGGCCAGAUCUUUGAUGUUCAAAUUUGUACUUCUGCUCUCUCUUUGGACAUGCAGACCAUGUUUGCUCUUGGGGAGUCUGUUGAUGCUCUCAGCUUUACCCAAUCGCAAAAGAAGAAGCAAUUUGUUGACGAUCUUGAAGUUGUCAAAGAACGAAUCGUCCAAGACGGGUUUCGGGGUCCUCUCCGUCACCUAGUGCCCAGGAGAGGCUUUUAUAAGUCUUGCCGGAGAGCACGGGAAUAUGUUAUGGCUCAUGCCACGCGGGAAAUCGAGGAACGAGAAAGCAAGAGUGAAAUGAGUAAAGAUGGAUAUCUUUGUGAUUCCAACGCCAGUCCGGAAGAGCUUUCGCAGUUUGCCGAUCAGGCAAUGAGUAUUCUGCUUGCAAAUGACAGCAUGAGCACUACUCUCUCGGGUCUCUUCUACUGCUUAUCCCAGGAUGAGCGUGUCGUCAGCAAACUCCGAGCAAGCAUCAUUGAUACCAUUGGACUUACGCCGCCAACGUGGAAUCAGCUUGGAACAUUGCAUUAUGUCCGCUGGGUACUUUGUGAAGGUGAGAAGAUCCAUUCAAACCGUCAGGAUUUAGCACUAACGCUGAAUGUUUCAAAGUGA
This is a messenger RNA of Penicillium paradoxum, 1233 nucleotides long. RefSeq lists its product as uncharacterized. Gene Ontology annotation, molecular function: heme binding; iron ion binding; oxidoreductase activity, acting on paired donors, with incorporation or reduction of molecular oxygen. NCBI's taxonomy places the organism in Eukaryota, Fungi, Ascomycota, Eurotiomycetes, Eurotiales, Aspergillaceae. The record is from RefSeq and is a predicted model, not a curated record. The transcript has a single exon. The coding region runs from base 1 to 1233 and encodes 410 amino acids.